UCAUUCAACAUGUAGAGCUGGGGAGAAGCUGGUUUAGAUCAACCAAGAAGAAGAGAGAGAAAGAAAGAGGAGAGAGAAAAAUUAGACUUCUUGUUUUUUCCUUUUUCUUCUUCUUCCUCCUCUUCUCCAAAUUAUUAUGUUUUUUUUGGCACCAGCACCCCCUCAAUAUACAAUCUUCAUUUUCUUUUUUUGAUCUUCAAUACAUUAUGGGUAUUGUUGUUUUACAUCUAUAAUAAUAACGGAAAAAAAAGAAAGAAAAAACAAAAGGAGUAUAUAAUUUCAAGCUUCUAACUUUUUAUUUGGAUUUAGCACUGUGAUGGGGGGUGGGAUCACAAAUCAAGAUUUGGCUUUUUCUUCCAAAUCCAUGGACACUUCUAAAUUGAAGAAAAGGCUUUAUCAAGUUUGGAAGGGUCGAAAUAAAUUUCUAUGUGGAGGAAGAUUGAUCUUUGGUCCUGAUGCAGCAUCACUGUACUUAUCGACGUUUCUGAUAGGGGCUCCUGCAUUGACAUUUUGCAUAAAAAUGCUAUUCAUGAUACCAAAAGUCAGUCCAAUAUAUGGUCAUGUUGUACUAAUUUUGGGACUCAUCAUCACAGUUUUGGCGUUGAGUUUUCUCUUCAUGACAUCUUCAAGCAAUCCAGGAAUAGUUCCUAGGAACUCGCGGCCACCUGACUUGGAUGAAAUAUUGAAUGCAAGUUCAGCAUCUAUGGAGUGGGUAGGCAAUGCAGCCCCUGAUGUGAAGUUACCAAGAACAAAGGACCUUUUUAUCAACGGUCAUUCAGUAAAAGUCAAGUUUUGUGACACAUGUUUGCUCUAUCGUCCACCACGUGCUUCUCAUUGCUCGAUUUGUAACAACUGUGUUCAGAGAUUUGAUCACCACUGUCCAUGGGUGGGUCAGUGUAUUGGAGUUCGUAAUUAUCGGUGUUUUUUCCUUUUCAUUACAUCAACAACAACUUUGUGCAUAUAUGUGUUCACAUUUUCACUGCUGAACCUUCUUGGACAACCAGGGAGCUUUUUGCAUGCCAUGUCAACAGAUAUUGUAUCUGUGGUUUUGAUAUGCUAUUGCUUCAUAGCUGUAUGGUUUGUCGGAGGUCUAAGCGUCUUCCAUUUUUACCUAAUGUCAACCAACCAGACAACAUAUGAAAACUUCAGAUAUCGUUAUGAAAAGAAAGAGAACCCAUACAGCCGUGGCAUUUUGAAGAAUCUCAGGGAAAUCUUAUGCUCUAAGAUCCCAGUUUCAUUGGUCAACUUUCGCGAGUGGGUGAUUGAAGAAGACGAUGCAAGUAUGAGAUCCAUGUCCAUGAGUCAUAGAUUUGGUUCAAUCAACUCCAAAGGGAAGUUUGAUUUAGAGAUGGGAGGCAUACUCGGAAAGGAUGCUAAUUUCCAAGUGGAUUAUGGUGGCAUUGAUGAAUCUUUGAAGAAGACGAAAAACGAUAAUGCUAAUCUUGAUCCUCUUUUCUUUCCUGAUGAUCAAGAUGCAGAGUCAACACAUUCAAAUGAGCAAAGAACAGUCGAAGAUGGCAGAACUGAAGAAGACAGCAACCACGGAUCUUCAUAGCAGUUCUUCAUAGAUAAAAGGUCAAGCUAAUGAACGAUAGCUUAUCGACUUACAUUAUGUUGGAUGGGAUCAUCAGAUGUCGAUUUUGCAAAGGCUGAAAAGAGUAGUCGGCUUCUUUUUAUGUCUUCAAAUUACAGCAACUCUUUUGGUACAUAAAAAAAUGAAAUAUAGAGUGGGAAAAGGAGCUAAAUGAGGCUACUGAUCUCUUGUACAGUAUUAUAUAAUUUUUAUCUUCUUUUCAACUUGUCUCCUUUUCUUCA
Messenger RNA from Solanum lycopersicum (tomato), 1815 nucleotides. RefSeq names its product probable protein S-acyltransferase 1. Gene Ontology annotation, biological process: protein targeting to membrane; peptidyl-L-cysteine S-palmitoylation. The record is from RefSeq and is a predicted model, not a curated record. Gene Ontology annotation, molecular function: protein-cysteine S-palmitoyltransferase activity. Gene Ontology annotation, cellular component: Golgi apparatus; endoplasmic reticulum. NCBI's taxonomy places the organism in Eukaryota, Viridiplantae, Streptophyta, Magnoliopsida, Solanales, Solanaceae.